Messenger RNA from Brassica napus (rape), 708 nucleotides. Its product is annotated as zinc finger BED domain-containing protein DAYSLEEPER-like. The transcript is spliced from 3 exons. Bases 1 to 708 code for a protein of 235 amino acids. Lineage: Eukaryota; Viridiplantae; Streptophyta; Magnoliopsida; Brassicales; Brassicaceae. The record is from RefSeq and is a predicted model, not a curated record. Gene Ontology annotation, molecular function: protein dimerization activity; DNA binding.
AUGGUGCCACCGAUGAAGGAGAAGUUCGACAAAUAUUGGGACGAAGUCAGUGGUGUUUUUGCAAUGGCAGCAGUCUUCGAUCCACGGUUUAAGCUUUCUAUUGUCGAAUGUUGUUUAGGGAAGCUUGAAAUGAGUACUCGUGAUGCAAAGGUGAAGAAUCUGCGUAAGAAGCUGAGUAUUCUGUUUGAGUCAUACGACAAAAAAUCCAAGAAUAACUCAACUUCCACUGAGCCUCGUGGGACUGCUUCGCAAAAAGCAUCCGACUCAGGGUCAAUGGGGCUGUUUAUGAACUACAAUGAUUUCUUUGCAUUUCGCCAAACGAGUGGCAUUGUGAGUGGAAAGACACCUCUAGAAGCUUAUCUUGAAGAACCACAUUUGGACUUUACUAAUUUCCAGAGCUUGGACAUCCUCGAUUGGUGGAAAGAUAAUGCACAUCGGUAUGGUGAUUUGGCUGCAAUGGCAUGUGAUCUGCUAAGUAUUCCAAUCGCAACAGUGGCUUCAGAGUCUUCCUUCAGUAUUGGAUCGCGAGUUCUGAAUAAAUAUAGAAGCUGUCUACUCUCAAAAAAUGUGCAAGCUCUCAUAUGCACUAGGAAUUGGAUCAAGGGAUACGAAUCUUAUGCACAUGAUGAAGAAGUCGAUGGUGAUGGUGAAGAAGAGAAUUUACCAUCAUUUGAGUCCAUUGUUGAUGGGGAAGGUGAAGAUGAGUAG